UUAUUGGAUAAAUCAGUGAACGUAUCCGUCAAACCUCGUUUUCAGAGGUGGCGUAACCGUCGUGCUAUAACAGGGUGACUAUUAUGAAUGACAGUGGGAUACACACAUUUAUGUACAACUUUAUAAAUGAAUACCGGUGUAUGUAUACUUUAUGACUUGUGUUUUAGAAGCACAUAAACUUCUUUGAAUAGAUUGUACUGAAUACAAUGUUUGCGUUGAAUGGACAUGAAUGGAGGUCCAUAACUUUGAUCAGAAUUGAGCUAGGAUGAAGUUAUGACCGAUAGUGAUUCAGAUUCGAGAAGCGCAUGGGAGGAAGGUCAUCCAACACCCCAUACACGUAUUGGUGAUGGUGCAUCGAAGCAACAAACAGGUUGUGGUGUGAGCUGUCUCCAGAGAUUUACCAAGUAUAGAGGCCCAUUGCAGGAUAACAAAAUACACGGACCCCUAGUUGUAUCUGUGGUGUUUCUGGCGCUAUGUAUCGACAAUAUGUUAAUGACCGGCAUGGUGCCUAUAACACCGACUUUACUGCUCGACUUUUUGACUUCAAAGGUUGUUGAUAUCUCGUGUGAGCCUCGGCUGAACGGGACGUGUGCAAAUGCAUCUGCUCAAGGGGGAUACAACAUAGAGCUUCUCGUUGGGCUUAUGCUAUCCAUUGACAGCGUAUCACAUUUGAUAUGUCUGCCGUUUGUAGGAAUUUUUACCAACAGGUUUGGAUCCUCCUUUCCCAUGUUCAUUGGGUGUUUGUUUACGUUGGUCGCAACACUGCUGUUCGGAUUGGGGCAGAAUUACGUAGCAAUGAUAAUUUCUAAAGUGAUUCAUGGAUUUGGACUUGCGCUCACAACAGUUUCAGCCACAGCUAAGAUUGCUCAUACAUAUAGCGAAGAUGGAGCAAGAGGAACUGCCAUUGGAAUUUCAACCAGUGGCAUUGCAGUCGGUCUCUUGCUUGGUCCUGUGCUGAGUGGUGUUAGCUUCCAGUUCCUAGGACGCGAGUCAUUUUUUCUACUCUUAGCAAGCAUGCUUCUCAUCAGUGCAGUUUUACAGAUUCUCGUUUACACGCCAAAUGAAUAUGACAACCAAGAUACGACAAAUGCAGGCCUAACAAAGCUUGUUAGAGACCCAUAUAUCUUACUUGCUGUCGGUGUAAUAUUUAUGUUGAACAUUGGAAUUGCCGGCUUGGAUGGGGGACUUCCAUUAUUUCUACAGAAACAGUUCCAAUCCCCUAUUUGGCAACAAGGUGCCGCAUUUCUUCCAAAUUGUAUUGUUUAUCUUGUGAGUUCUGCGCUUUUUGGUGCCAUUGGUCAUCUAGUCGCUCGAUGGAGGUGUGUUUUGAUGGGGAUUUUAGUAUUUGCUGCAGGAAUCAUUACGAUCACAUUUUCUAGUCAAUUUGCUCAAGUUGCAGUGACGAGUGGCGUAGCAGGGUUGGGCGUUGGUAUGGCUGAGUCGUGUAUAUACACUAUGCUAGCCCAACUGGCGGAUAUCAGACACAUAGCUAUGUAUGGAACUGUAUACGCACUUGGGGACAUCGCAAUGUGUCUGGCUUAUGCACUGGGGCCAGCUUUAUGUGGGCUUAUAGGAUUCCAAUGGAUGACUUAUAGUGUUGGCAUUGUCAGUAUAUUCUAUGCGCCUCUUAUUGUGUUAUUCAAACUAGUAAUAAAGAAGGACAGUGAUGAAAAAGAACCGAGAACGGAGAAUGAAAAACAGAAACUGAUUGUGAAAAACAUGACUGACUUUAGUGCUGACUAUUCUAUGCAUCUCACACAGUACUCUCCAUACACGACUCUAGUCCAUAAACCCAAAGAACUUAUAAUCAGUCAGGGAAGUACCAAAGAUUCUAAAUAGAGUAACUGGAAAUUAUGGGCUACAAGUCUUCUUUCUGGAGGGUUCGCGGGUGGUCGAAGUCCGUACAUGCGGAUAUAUCAACGUGAUGAAAGCAUUGAAAUGAGAUCAAACAUUGCCUGCUGUAUCUCUACC
This is a messenger RNA of Owenia fusiformis, 1971 nucleotides long. Lineage: Eukaryota; Metazoa; Annelida; Polychaeta; Sabellida; Oweniidae. The record is from the annotation of a GenBank genome assembly.